GCAGAAAGCAGAGGGAACGCCCAUGAGGACGGCCCAAAUCAAAGCUUCAGGUAUUAGAAGCUGCACACCACGACAGCCAGCAACACUGAGACUGAACAGCUUUUCAUCAUGAGUGGAGAAACGUACUAUCAAGGCUAUGGAAGUGCUGAAAAAGAAAUAAGGAUUGUUCUGAUUGGGAAGACAGGAGUGGGAAAGAGUGCCGCUGGAAACACCAUCUUGGGGCGAGAAGCUUUUGAGUCUGAACUGUCUCCAUCUUCUUUGACAAGUGAGUGCCAGAAAAGCAGAGGGACUGUCGAUGGUGAGAAUGUUGCUGUUGUCGAUACUCCAGGGCUGUUUGACACAAAUUUAACACAAGAAGCAGCAAUGAAGAGGAUCAAGAUGUGCAUCUCUCUGUCUGCUCCUGGUCCUCACGCCUUCCUGGUGGUUCUCCACCUUCACAGGUUCACCCAGGAAGAGAAAGACACAGUUAAAAAGAUUCAAGAAACAUUUGGUCCUCAAGCAGCCAAAUACUCAAUGGUGCUGUUCACACAUGGAGACCAGUUGAAGAAGCAAACGAUUGAGAGUUUUAUUGACGACAGUCACAAUUUGAAAGAGUUCAUUCGGGAUUGCUAUGGCCGAUAUCAUGUCUUCAACAAUGAAAUCAAAGACCCAAAACAAAUCAGCCAGCUCUUGGAUAAGAUUCACAAGAUGAUCAUGGCUAAUGGUGGUCGUCACUACAACAACGAAAUGUUCAUGGAAGCAGAGGCAGCCAUCCAAAGAAAGAAAGACCAGGAGUUGAAAGAGACAGAAGACAAGCUGCAGAAAGAGCUUGAUGACCUGAGAGCCAAAUACAAACCUGUGGAAUAUCACUUAAAAAAACUGGAGGUGCAGCAAAAAUACAAGUGCGAUGCCAGAAUAAAAGCUGAAAGGUCAAAUGAUUUUGUCACUGGUUCAGCAAUCGCUAUAUCAACAGCUUGCGGUGCCGCUGUCGGGGGUGUGGUGGGACUUGUUGCAGGCCCAGUUGGUGUGGCAGUCGGAAUAGUAGCUGGAGCAGCUGCUGGAGCUGCCAUCGGUACAUUUGCAGUUAAAAUGUCACAGAAACGCCAUAAGAACUACAUACCAUAAAUUGAACUGUUGUGGUUUAAAGUCAUCUUCAGCUGGUUUUAUGUAAAGUCUUGAGAUAAUAUGCAGAAAUACUAUCGCAGUUACGAUACGAUACGAUACGAUACACUUUAUUGUCCCCUCAGGGAAAUUUGUCUUGGACUCAUGCUAGGUGCCUUACAAGAAAAGAGAAAACAAACGAUACAGAUAAAAACACA
Thalassophryne amazonica is the source of this 1298-nucleotide messenger RNA. Its product is annotated as GTPase IMAP family member 9-like. NCBI's taxonomy places the organism in Eukaryota, Metazoa, Chordata, Actinopteri, Batrachoidiformes, Batrachoididae. The coding region runs from base 109 to 1104 and encodes 331 amino acids. Gene Ontology annotation, molecular function: GTP binding. The record is from RefSeq and is a predicted model, not a curated record. The transcript has 2 exons.